CAAAGACGUAGCCCGUGAAAGGAAGGGCUGGGCGGAGCGGAACUAUACCAUUUUUUUAUUGGAAUGAGGGAGAAACAUAACCAAAAGAGUAAAAGGAAAAUAGGGAGAGGAUGAGAUUGGUUAUAUUGUUGGAUACGACGGAAAAUGGGGUAGAGUAGAAAGUUUAGAAAGUCUCUACACUACCCCUGACCUGGAACUGAUGCUCCCACAGACGUCCUCCCAGUGGUUUGGUCUGGCCUGGUUUACCGGACCUGCGGAUGCUCAGUCGGCUGGUGUUCAGCAAAACUCCUGGUGCCUCCUCCGCCCAUCCCGCCAGGGGUUGCUGCGCUUCUGUGGGUGGGGGAAGCUGUCAUUGCUUUUGGACUUGUGCACAGAUGACAACAGCAACACGACGAGAAGUUCUUAGCCUCUACCGUCGCAUUUUCAGGCUGGCAAGGAAAUGGCAUGCAGCAUCAGGGCAGACAGAAGACACUAUCAAAGAAAAACAGUAUAUACUAAAUGAAGCCAGAACACUAUUUCGGAAAAACAAAAAUCUCACAGACACAGACCUGAUUAAACAGUAUAUAGAUGAGUGUACAGCCAGGAUUGAAAUUGGACUGCAUUACAAGAUUCCUUACCCAAGGCCGAUUCAUCUACCUCCAAUGGGCCUCACCCCACUCCAAGCCCGGGGACUUCGAGCUCAGGAGAAACUGAGGAAACUUUCCAGACCAGUCUAUCUCAAGUCUCAUGAUGAAGUUUCCUAACCUGCAUGCCUUAGUAAAUGUGUAUGUUCAUCUUACCUUAAAGCCUGUGGUUACCUAGGAUGACUUGGCAUCUGAAAAAACCUCCUUGAAACUCAUACUGCAUUCAUUGUAUUUUACUUCAACAUAACUGAAAAGUGCAAGGUCUGAGGUGGUUUUCAAAUUAUGUCUAAACAGAAGUGGGGCAAAUAAAGGUGAGAAUCCUUGGCAAAUUAUUUGCAUAUCAAUGUUAUUACAUCUUAACUUCAGAGAGAGUGGGUAUUGCCAGUAAAGACAAAUCUCUAUCAA
This is a messenger RNA of Chinchilla lanigera (long-tailed chinchilla), 1028 nucleotides long. RefSeq names its product LYR motif containing 1 (gene Lyrm1). The record is from RefSeq and is a predicted model, not a curated record. Lineage: Eukaryota; Metazoa; Chordata; Mammalia; Rodentia; Chinchillidae. Gene Ontology annotation, cellular component: mitochondrion.